This is a messenger RNA of Phycodurus eques (leafy seadragon), 3297 nucleotides long. It is a transcript of the gene hoxa3a, whose product is annotated as homeobox A3a. Gene Ontology annotation, cellular component: nucleus. The record is from RefSeq and is a predicted model, not a curated record. Lineage: Eukaryota; Metazoa; Chordata; Actinopteri; Syngnathiformes; Syngnathidae. Gene Ontology annotation, molecular function: DNA-binding transcription factor activity, RNA polymerase II-specific; RNA polymerase II cis-regulatory region sequence-specific DNA binding. The transcript is spliced from 3 exons. Gene Ontology annotation, biological process: regulation of transcription by RNA polymerase II. Bases 550 to 1734 code for a protein of 394 amino acids.
AGGGUCCAGUCCAGCCUCGCAGCCCCCGCAGGCUGCACGCGUGGCUCCGCGAUAUGCAGUGGAGGAGCGUCGCUUCCAAUGGCGUGGCGAUAAAUUCGGCCCUUGACGCCAGAUAACGUGUUAUCGCGCUGACCCGCCUGCUUUCGUAAUCUCCAUGUACACAUCCACGUCGAGUGGGGAAGACACGAGAAGGGUGGAAGAAGGAGAACAAAAAAAAAAGCAAAGGGGGCUUCUCUCUCUCUCUCUCUCUCUCUCUCUCUCUCUCUCUCUUUCUCGACUCUUCUUGUUGUGGUUGCUGCCUGCAUGCAUGGCGCUUGCUGCUGCAGCCCAGCCCUGCCUCCUCAACUUUCCUCUGGAUUACUACUUUGAUCGAUUUCGUCGCUGAAUGAGAAAAUAUUGCUCGGUGCUCCGCAUUGGUCGUCAGAGGUUAAGGUUCACCCGAGGAGGCCAUUGGCGGAGAGGCGUCACGUGACCACGGGGUGCCAAUGUUCUUCUACAAGGGUGUCAAGACCCUGUCACUUUGUGAAAUAAAUAUCGGGAAACGGCGAGAUGCAAAAGGCAACCUACUACGACAGCGCGGCAAUUUACAGUGGCUACCCGUAUCAAAGCGCAAAUGGCUUCAGUUAUGAUGCCAAUCAGGUCCAAUAUCCCCGCGCCUCUCAUGUGGAAAGUGACUACCAUCGACCCGCCUGCUCCCUGCAGUCUCCUGACGGCUCCGUGGCUCCUCUGCACAAGCCGGUGGAGAUGGCGGCGGAGAGCUGCGACGCCGCCCGAGCGGCGCCGUCCAAGGCGCAUCAUCCCGAGAGCACCCCUCCUCCCUCGCGGUCCCCCUCCGAUACCGGCCAGAACGCCAACAACGGCGGCGGCCAGCCCAGCGCCAAAAACGGCUCGCCGUCCUCGGGCGCCCGCAGCAAGCAGAUCUUCCCCUGGAUGAAGGAGUCCCGACAGAACACCAAGCAGAAACCCGCAAAUAGCGCCAGUUCAGUGGAGAGUUGCCCGGGAGACAAGAGUCCUCCCGGCUCAGCCGCCUCCAAGAGGGCCCGGACGGCUUACACCAGCGCCCAGCUCGUGGAGUUGGAGAAGGAGUUCCACUUCAACCGGUACCUUUGCAGGCCUCGGAGGGUGGAGAUGGCCAACCUGCUCAACCUGACGGAGAGACAGAUCAAAAUCUGGUUCCAGAACCGCAGGAUGAAAUACAAGAAGGAUCAGAAGGGCGUGGGAAUGCUGCCUUCCCCCGGGGGGCAGUCCCCUCGGAGUCCAGUGGGGCCUUCUUCCGGCGGGGGAUACCUCAGCUCUAUGCAUUCUCUGGUAAACAGUGUCCCUUACGAGUCCCGGUCGCCGACGUCUUACAGUAAGAAUCAUCAGAACGCGUACGGCAUGACCACGUCGUACAACCCUGCUCUGAACAACUCCCACAAGAGGUAUCCCGACUCGGCCACGCCCGAGUAUGACGCGCACCCCCUGCAGGGGGGCAACUACGGCACGCACAUGCAGGGCAGCCCCGUUUAUAUCGGCGGAGGUUACGUGGAACCCAUGCCCAACUCCGGGGCUUCUGUUUUCGGCCUCACCCACCUCCCGCACCCGCCGUCCUCCAACAUGGACUACAAUGGAGCAAUCACAAUGGGCAACAGUCAGCAUCACGGUGUGUGCGAUCCCACACCCACGUACACGGACCUUACACCGCAAUACUCUCAGGGAAGAAUCCAGGAGGCGCCGAAACUGACUCAUCUGUAGCGGCGGCGCAGUCCGUAUCACUCCGCCCAUUGUCUUGUAGCCACCUCGGGGUCGCAUCACCGUCUUUUCUUUGUGUGCCUCCACACUGCGGUUACCUUCUCUCUUUCUCGCGCUCUCCCCUUUCCCCCCUUUUGGUUUCCUUUAGUUUGAUGAUGUGUGAAGUAGCCUAUAGGAUAAAUAAUCUUUUCUUUUUUUUUUCUGAAAAAAGAAAUUUCUGUGGGUUUGAGGAGGCCUAUUUAAUCUAUUUUUAAAUGUUUUUUUUUUUUUUCCAAUUCAAACAGGGUAUUAUGAAAACAUGUUAUUCGUUUUGUAUGUGAACUUAUUUAUCCGCAUUUGAAGUUGAUUUUAUAUUUUUUGGAAAUGCAUUUUGUUGCACUUGUGGAAGGAUCCAGAAAUGCAUUUGUCAAAAUAAGGGUAACGAGCUUAUAGGCUGCAACCCCUUUGCUUGUGUUGUUCUAUUUGGACUCUGAUGUUAUUUAUUUUUUUGUUUAGUGUUAAAAAUACCCCUUUGACACUUUUGCGAGAAGCUCAGUGUGUUCAAGCCCCCCGCCCCCAUUUUCAGCCCACAUCUGCUAUCAUCACGCAAGAUCCAUUUUCACCCUUCUUAAUUCGAAUAGAUACUUUGUAUUCAUUUUAUUUGAUUACCCACAGAAUGUAAAAUCAAUCAGUCGACGCAAUAAGGGUGGAAAGAAGGAUACACUUUAGGAGUUUCUUUAUUGAACAGAAUUAGAACACACGACAAACCCUUUCCUAUACAUUCCAUGCUGCUCCAGUUCGAAGACGUAAAUAAAACAAUUGAAAUACAAUCAAAGCACAUUUGUUUUAAUUCGACAAAUUCAGAAUGCAUAUGAUUUAUUUUUAAUUGUGGAGGCAAAGCGCCUGUAAUGACCGUUGCAUUAACUGCAUUUCGCGACAGAAAAUAGUGCGGUGUCUAAACUGAUAAACUCAAAUAAAAAUAAUUUAAAAAAAUAAAAUCAAUGCACAAUCAAUUUUUCUCGCAUACAAAAAUCUGGCAUUAAUAUCUUUCAGUAAAAUAGUAGGAGCUGGCGGUUACACACGAGCAAAAAGAAAAAGCUGCAUAAUUUAUUUCCCUCUCUUCCUGAUGAGACGUGAAGAAAACUCUCGGGUGGCCUUCUUCUUCUCCUCUCAUCUCAUCUGCGUGGGCACAUCCAUAAUAAUAAAAAUGUCAGCCGCCGGACCCUCAGCAGCCCCUGCGAGUAGACGACAAUCUAAAUGAGAAAUCGUUAGAAAACUAAUGUCCCUGAGUGUGCUUCGAGUCGGUCAAAUGUAGCCACCGAGCUCCAAGUGAAUUCGUAUUGGCUGGUUUGUCUCAUUAUGCCGCAAAAUGCACCUAAAAGUCCAAAUGUCUUGAAAUGCAUCGUUAAGAUGAUGGAUAAAGCAAAUGAAAUUAUCGCUAGAUUAAAAAAACAAAACAAAAAAAAAACCUUGAACUCUUUGUAAGUGCACCGAAACGAAUAUGCUUUGAAAAAAAACAAACAAAUGGAAAAUAAUAAACAAACAUCCAUUUUAGUGUUAUUUAUAAAAAUAAAAAUACAAAAAAUG